GCUUCCCUCUCUCUCUCUUUCUCUCUCUCUCUCUUUCCCUCUUCUCCCAAACAAAAACUGCGAACUCAAAAAUUUUUUCUUUUUUGAUUUCCCUUCUUUUCCACUCCUCUAAACCAAUUAUUUCCCUAAAUAGUUUCUUUGUUUUUUUAGCUUCAAAGUUAUCUUCCUGCUAAAAAAAAAAAAAAAAGAAACUGCUUCUCUGCCUCUUAAAUGCUGCUCUAUUCUUGGGGUGGAACUGCUCCCUUACUCCGAGGAAAUCCUCCAAAUUUGUGAAUUCCAAUGUUCUUUCUUCUUGUUUCAGAGAUUACGCAUUUCAGUAAGUUCUAAGCUUUAAUGUUGGAUCUGAAGAUUAUUUCUUUUUUGCCCCUCCAGAUUCAUCUUGUCCCCAGUUUUCUCACUUGUUGGGUCUUUUUUUGUUUUUCGAGCCUCGGGUUUAAGUAGCCUAAUGGAGCUUUAUUAGCUAAAGGCAUUACUGGGUAUUGAGAGAAUUCUGCAUGCUUCCAGGAAACAAGCAAGGCCUGCAGGCAUUACAUUUUCACAUACCCAGUGCAAAACAACUUCCAUGGAGUUCUUCCUGGCUUCAGUUUUUCAUUUCUUUCUUGUUCUAGUUACUAUUAUUCCUCUAGCUCAUGCGGACCUGAAUUCAGAUAAGCAGGCCCUUCUCAGCUUUUCUGCUGCUGUACCCCACUAUCGGUUACUCAACUGGAACCCUGCGUCAUCAGUCUGCAGCUCUUGGACAGGUAUUACUUGCAAUCCAAAUCGCACUCGUGUGAUUGAGCUCCGACUACCUGGGGUAGGGCUUUUUGGUCAUAUCCCAGCCAACACACUUGGUAAACUUGAUGCUCUUAGGGUUCUAAGUCUCCGAUCCAAUCUGCUCAAUGGUAAUCUUCCAUCUGACAUUUCCUCUCUUCCAUCACUCCAGUUCCUUUACCUCCAACACAAUAACUUUUCUGGUACAAUUCCCACCUCCUUUUCAUCACAACUCAAUGUACUGGAUCUCUCAUUUAAUUUUUUCUCGGGCAACAUUCCUGAAUCAAUUGCGAAUUUGACACAACUCACUGGUUUAGGCCUCCAGAACAACACCCUUUCUGGACCCAUUCCUGAUCUUAACCAAACUAGGCUCAGGCAUUUGAAUUUAAGCUACAAUCACCUUAAUGGCUCUAUCCCAUUAUCCCUUCAAAAGCUCCCAAAAUCAUCCUUCAUUGGAAACUCUUUAUUAUGUGGACUUCCUCUUAAACCUUGCUCCCCCAUUCUUCCUCCACCUUCGCCCUCUCCAGCUUUUGGUCCUCAGCCAGCAAUUCCUCGUAAACAAGGUUCAAAAGCAAAACUGUCAACGGGAGCUAUCAUUGCUAUUGCUGUUGGAGGGUUUGCAGUGCUGUUUCUUCUUGUUUUAAUUAUUUUGUGCUGCCGUUUGAAGAAAAAGGAUGAUGGAGGCAGUAGCGUGUUGAAAGGGAAGGCUGUUAGUGGUGGGAUGGGUGAAAAGCCCAAAGAGGAGUUUGGGAGUGGAGUGCAAGAACCUGAGAAAAACAAGUUGGUGUUCUUCGAAGGCUGCUCUUACAAUUUUGAUCUUGAGGAUUUAUUAAGGGCUUCUGCUGAAGUGCUAGGAAAGGGUAGUUAUGGCACCGCUUAUAAGGCUGUCCUGGAGGAAUCAACGACUGUGGUAGUGAAAAGGUUAAAGGAAGUAGUGGUUGGAAAGAGGGACUUUGAACAGCAGAUGGAGACUGUGGGAAGAGUUGGGCAGCACCCAAAUGUCAUGCCACUCCGUGCUUAUUAUUACUCAAAGGAUGAGAAGCUUCUAGUGUAUGACUAUAUCUCCAGUGGCAGCUUAUCCACACUUUUGCACGGAAAUAGGCAGGCUGGCAGAACUCCACUAGGUUGGGACAGUAGAGUAAAGAUUCUUCUUGGAACUGCACGGGGCAUUGCUCACCUGCAUUCUGUGGGUGGUCCAAAAUUCCCUCAUGGAAACAUAAAGUCCUCAAAUGUCCUACUUAACCAAAAUCAAGAUGGGUGCAUCUCUGAUUUCGGACUGACCCCACUAAUGAAUAUUCCUGCAACUCCAUCUCGGAGUGCAGGCUAUCGUGCUCCGGAAGUAAUUGAAACUCGAAAAUACACUCAUAAAUCAGAUGUUUACAGCUUUGGUGUCAUCCUGCUAGAGAUGCUGACUGGAAAAGCUCCUCUCCAAUCUCCAGGACGAGAUGACAUGGUUGAUCUCCCUCGAUGGGUUCAAUCGGUUAUAAGGGAGGAAUGGACAGCUGAGGUUUUCGAUGUUGAGCUAAUGAGAUACCAAAAUAUUGAGGAAGAAAUGGUUCAGAUGUUGCAAAUUGGGAUAGCCUGUGUAGCAAAGGUGCCAGACAUGCGACCAAACAUGGAUGAAGUUGUCCGGAUGAUCGAAGAAAUACGGCAGUCUGACUUGGAGAACCGACCAUCUUCUGAAGAGAACAAAUCAAAGGACUCAAAUGCGCAGACUCCAUGAUUGCCCAAAAGUUGCUGUGUGAUUUCAAGAUCAAGAUUUCCAAUGAGCACAUGCCUAGUAAGGCUUUCCCAAGCAUUGUUCUCAAAGCCUUGUGUGCAUGUGUGGUUUCUUAGUGUGAAUUUCUCCAAAAUUUUUUCAGUUCAAUUUUUCUCAGAUUUGUAGUUUAUUAUUAUUUUUUGGGUUCAUUUCCAUUUAUGGUUUAGGGUUUCUCCUAAUUUGUUGUAAUAUUUAAUUCAACAUUAUGAAUGAAUUGAUAACCAUGAAUCAAUAACUUUUCAAAUAUUCCCUGCC
Molecule: messenger RNA, 2764 nt
Organism: Hevea brasiliensis (rubber tree)
Lineage: Eukaryota; Viridiplantae; Streptophyta; Magnoliopsida; Malpighiales; Euphorbiaceae
Product: probable inactive receptor kinase At5g58300
Exons: 3
Coding region: 563-2473 (636 amino acids)
Biological process (GO): protein phosphorylation
Molecular function (GO): protein binding; ATP binding; protein kinase activity
Source: RefSeq, a predicted model, not a curated record